CAUUAGUUUAAUUAAUUUUAGUCAGAACUUCAUAUAUUUUUUCUUCUACCACACAAAAAAAUUGUAUUUUCAAAAUUUCUACAAAAAAAUAACAUGAUAACUUCUAUAAAUUUUCUUUUUCUGUUGUCAUUGGGCUUUCUUUCGUGGGCUAUAUUGUGUUACAUACAACAAAUCGAACAAACUUUACAAUUAAAUACAAAUAUACCUCAAGAACUAACUAAAGAAAUUCCAAAUAUGGCCGCACAACCUGAACCACAAGUCUUAAAAACAACUUUACAAAGUCAAGAUAAAUACGAUAUUUGUGUUAAUUUCUUGGGUAUUUUUGUAUGUAUUUAUGCCUUAGCCAAAAUAACCCAUAUAGCUGAGAUGUAUAUGGCUAAACGUAUACGUCACAAAGUGUACAUACCCACAAUGCAAGAAUCUGAUGUAGAAGAUUCCGAAACUAUCAGUGAUUUGCAGGAGCAACAAGAAAAUCUCAAAUGGAAAAUCAAUAAAUUGGAAAAGCAAAAUAAUGAAAUAAAAUUUAAAUUGAAAAAUGUGAUAGAAUGUCAAACAACCGCUUCAGAUGAUGUGGAAGAGCAAAUACAUAAUAUAUUUAUUACUAAUAAGCAUAUACAUUUAAAUCGUCAGAUUUAUUUUAACCAGGGAGCUACUCUUAACAUGGGAAUGGGAAAAGAAAAAAAAGAACCUACCACUAUUUGGGAAAAAUAUAUGGAGCUCAAAAAUUCUAUGGUUCAUAAAACCAAGGAACUAACAGAAAGUCAUAUGCCCGUCGUAAUGUCUAGUGAAGAAUUAGAAAAUAUAAAAGCUAUUUUUUAAAUAUUGCAAUUAUAAAGGAAGUUUAUCACAAGGCCAUUUAAAAUUAUAACAAUAAAUUAAACAAUUUUUUUACAUUAUAUUUUAUAAUCCACAACAAUAAACAAUUUCAAAUAAAUUAACGAACAAACUGUAUGAA
Molecule: messenger RNA, 955 nt
Organism: Lucilia cuprina (Australian sheep blowfly)
Lineage: Eukaryota; Metazoa; Arthropoda; Insecta; Diptera; Calliphoridae
Exons: 3
Coding region: 94-819 (241 amino acids)
Source: RefSeq, a predicted model, not a curated record